GUCAUAUCAUCACUCAUUGCAGUGAAGUGAAGAAGAGAAGAGAAUUAGCAAUCAAAGUUUCAAAGUCUAACAAUUAAUUAAAUUGUUAUUUAUCACAAAUACUUUGGACUUUAGACUGAAAGAAAGAUAAAUUACAUAUGUUAUUGUGUAUUUUUUACAUGCGUACGCGAUUGUUUCUACGUUUUAUGACCACAAGAUUCCAACAACCAUUAUGUCGUUUUCUCCUCGAACUUUAUUAUCAAAAAUGGCACGAGAUCGCUGCAUAGCGAAUAUAAAAGAGCUCCCGAUGUUUAUACAGAAUGAUGAUGGGAAUAAAAAGGUGUAUGCUUCUGUUUUAGUGCCACUGUGUAUUGUUAAAGAAGAGGUCUGUUUACUGUACACACUAAGGUCUUCAAAUCUUAAAAAUCACAGCGGACAAGUUUCAUUUCCUGGUGGGAAAAUUGAUGAGGGCGAGACUGAAAUUGACGCAGUACUCCGCGAAACACACGAAGAAAUCGGUUUUAAUACAGAAGAUGUUGAAAUCUGGGCCAAAAUGCCCUUUAUUCAAGGUCGAGAUAAAAAAAUGAUUAUACAUCCCAUCGUUGGACUAUUAAAUAACCUAGAUGUGGAUAAAUUGGUACCUAGUGUUGAUGAAGUUGAUGAUGUAUUCACAGUUCCUAUGAAAGAUCUUUGUGAUGUUGAAAAACAGGGUCACUUUCAACAUGAAAAUCUCAUUUUACCUGUGUACACAUCCGGAAAGCAUAGAAUUUGGGGGAUCACAGGAGUUAUUACACAUUUGUUCCUUCAAUGUUUUCUACCAGACAAUUUAUAUACAACUGACUUUAUGCGUAAAAGAUAUAGAAUAAGUGAACUGAUGCCAUCGAAAUUAUAAUUUUUCAAAGAAUUUCUUUCCAUAUUGGAAAUAAAUUCUGAAAGGUCCAACGGAGGAAGCCAGAGCUAUAAAAAAGACGAGUUAAAGGUGAUGGCAAGACUUGACCUCAGUAAUGAGACAAAAUAAAUAGGUACAUAAAUAAAAAUCAUAUAAUGAUUAAUUAUUGCCUUUUAAAUACUGGGAGUGCAGGAGUGGUAUAAGGGCGGUGUUUUGGUCUGCAAUGAGGCUAAGAUAUCUGUAUAAUCUUUAAAAAAAAACAACUUUAGUGCAAUUGUGAAAUGUAUGCAUAAGAAAAAAUGUACGCAAACACUUAACAGAUAAUAAAAUGAAAUAUAUUUUUAUGGAUCAAUUUUAUCUUAUGAAGAAUUGUUUGUUUUGUUUUUUCUUGUUUGGACUAGUCAUGGAUUAGUUGUUCAAUUAAUUUUCUUUUGUUACAUAUUUACCUUAACAUAAAAAAAUACUAAGUACAUAAUCAGUAUUUAAAUAUUUAUGCUACAAGUUAAAAACAUGCAAAAGUUUUUUUAGAAAAAGAGUUAAAUUUAUUUAUGUCAUGAUUUUGAUGACAAAAAAUAUUAAUUGUUAAUUGAAACGUUUUUGUAAGUAGGUAAUUUUGAGUGGGUAUGUAAAUUGUAUAUAUAUACAGUAUUGUAUUCAAUUAUUAUGUAAAUCCAGGUG
Amyelois transitella is the source of this 1546-nucleotide messenger RNA. Its product is annotated as mitochondrial coenzyme A diphosphatase NUDT8. The transcript has a single exon. Gene Ontology annotation, molecular function: coenzyme A diphosphatase activity. Bases 212 to 871 code for a protein of 219 amino acids. NCBI's taxonomy places the organism in Eukaryota, Metazoa, Arthropoda, Insecta, Lepidoptera, Pyralidae. The record is from RefSeq and is a predicted model, not a curated record.